AACACGUUUUAGCGACUUCCAAAUAUAGAAGAUAGUCGUGACGUGUCUUACAGUUCAACAUGGCGGACGACGAUAUAUAGCAGAAAUUUCUUAUCUUCGUGUAAAAGUAUAAAGAAUCACUAGCGGCUUCCGCAAAAUGAUCUAUUUAUUGUCUGUAAAAUGAGGAGCAUUUGCCAUGUCUCUUUUGAAGAAAGGAGGCUAUACAAGUUAUGUUUCAAGCCGGCCAGAAAAUGAUCCGGCUGCUGAGAUACAAAAUGUCUCGUCUUCAAGAGUCUAUAUAUUUGGGAAUGAUGAGGCGGACGAAACGGGGAUCGAAGACUCCACGUUGGAGAUGACAGAGUUAAGACCAAGAAAUAAAAACAAGAGAUCAUAUGCUUCGACCAAAUCGGGCCCUCAUCAGUCCAAGAAAACGGAAACUAUAGAUCGUGAUGUUCUGCCAACUGAUUCACUUCAAAGUGUUUCACUGCAGUACGGCUGUACGGUAGCUGAAAUAAAGAGAGUCAAUAAUUUUUACAGCGACCAAGAUUUCUAUGCUCUAAAGACUAUCAAAAUCCCAGUCCAACCACAUGGAUUAUUGACUGAAAUAUCUGAUAAGAGACAAAGACCCCCACCUAUCAAAAUACCUGGAAACCAGCCUUCUGUAUCAGGAGAUAUUAAUGAUGACAAUGAUGAAUCUGAUUACGAGGAGAGUGGGCUCAAUGGAGAUUGUGUGAGAACUGUAAGCAUUCGCUCUGCACUUGACUCACCAAACAGUUUUCUACAACAUAUGGACAAUGACCUCAAGCUGAUUUGCAAAUCUACACCCUUACGAAAGAACAAUCUCGAUGAAGUCACUAGGACGUUGACAAUUAAUUGCAUAAACCCGAUAAAAUUAAGAAAACAACAAGAAAAGACGCUCGGAACUGCUUGUGGCAUUGGGUGGAAGGGAAUCAUAGUAACUGUGUUUGUUGUAGGUAUCCUAUUGCCAGGAAUAGUGGCCUUUUUGUAUCUAAGAAAAAGUGGCAGAUGACCAGAAAUAUAUUUUUAUAUUAUGGCCCUUUUGACAGUAUAUUUAAAACUGGCUAGAUGAAAGAAUUACAGCAGUUGAUGUCAGUAAUUUCAGAAAUUGAAUUGUGAAAAGUGGAUUUAACCAUCAAUGUACAGAUAUAUUGAAAGUAAAAUUAAUACAGUAUUUUAUGGUAAGUAAAUUAAACAUACAAUUUGAUAAUGUUUUAUGAUUCUCAACGAAACAAAUUUGUGGUUCAGUCUGCCACCUUCUGCUAAAAUAUUUAUUUCAUCUAGUAAUUUUGUUAAUUAUAAUACGUAAAAUGCUACAUUAUGCAAGAAAGGUUCUAAAACAGCAUCAAGGACAAGCUUUUGUCCCCUCACUGUUUUAAGGACAGGUUAAGUUAUCAUUGAAAAAGCUCAAUUCGAGGCGAAUUAAUUUUCUUUUAUUUUAAAAUCGGAAAGGUUGGUCUGAAGUCUUUUCUAUGUACUUAUAGUUACUGACUUCAGUUCUUCUUUAGAGGGUGCUAACAGCUAUGUUUAGCUAUGAGAUGGGCCUAGUUUCUUAGCAGGCAUUUUACGCAUCAAUAGACCCUUUGCAUAAAUGGUGCCUAUAUUUGAAUAACAAUACUUAUACAUCCUAAGCCUCACAUUCAUGUGAAAAAUCCUUUGUCUGGAAACACAAGUACAAGGCUUAGGAUGGAUAUAAUAUUGUUAUUCAAAUAGAGGUGCCAUUUAUGCAAAGGGUCUAUUCUCAUUAAUGUCUGUUUCUUUUGACUGAUAAAAUUGCACUGCACCAUGAUUUGAAAAUGGCUCAAUUUUGAUUUGACUUCUAAAUAACUGAACAUUUCAAUAAUUUGUCACAAGAACCAUGAUAAAAGUUCUGUUGAAUACAACUAGCAGAAUGCUUUGAUUCUUACCUGUCGUAGCUUCUUGUAAGAGAUUGGUGAAUUCAGCUUGUUGUCAAAUUCUUUCAUAGUGCAAGUAUCCUAGCUGCUUAAGUUGUCUAUAUGACUUCGAUGAUUAUUUUGCAUCUUUAUAUCCCAUUCUCUCAUAAUGAAAAGCUUGACUGUAUUCUUGCUAACUUUACAUGUAACAAGUGAUUGAGAAAUAAAUUGCAGCUAGCUGCCUUGCAGCAACCCA
Molecule: messenger RNA, 2127 nt
Organism: Orbicella faveolata
Lineage: Eukaryota; Metazoa; Cnidaria; Anthozoa; Scleractinia; Merulinidae
Product: lysM and putative peptidoglycan-binding domain-containing protein 3-like
Source: RefSeq, a predicted model, not a curated record